Pseudovirgaria hyperparasitica is the source of this 1095-nucleotide messenger RNA. RefSeq lists its product as uncharacterized. The coding region runs from base 1 to 1095 and encodes 364 amino acids. The transcript is spliced from 4 exons. NCBI's taxonomy places the organism in Eukaryota, Fungi, Ascomycota, Dothideomycetes, Acrospermales, Acrospermaceae. The record is from RefSeq and is a predicted model, not a curated record.
AUGUUUGACACAGCCAAACCUAUCCCUUCUCCGGGACUGCUACAUACGUUCGCCCUUGUCUGUUUUCCGUUCUGUCUGUUCGUCGUCUACAACAGCCUUACGGCACUAACGUCCCAGUGGAAAAGUUACGGUCCCUUAUUCUUAAGUUCUGCCAGCGUCAUCUGUAUCAUUAUAGAACUCUCCUCGAAUCAUGAGGCAGAAUUUAGCCAGGCACUAUUAUCUCUCAGCAGUGUAUUCCUACAUCUAUACGAUUUUUUCUGGCUAUUUUUGAUGUUUAGCCCCGAUUACUUCCACAUGACGUUUCCUAUUUGUAUAGUAUCUAACGUUGGAGUGUGUGUUGCCUCGAUCAUGGUACUACUAAAAGUACUGUCGUAUGAGUGGGCCCGCUCCUGCUGCAUUUGGCAGACAGCAUUCUACAGCUUUGCUGCCUUCUGGUGUUGGUUGUCUUGGUCUCAGAGGUCGGGCAUCCACACGCUCCACACGCCACCUUACAACAUAAUGCUCAUUAGAUGCUUCGUAUACAUUGGGGUGUCUGUAGUCGCACUGAUACUCGCUGUGUUCAACAUUCAAGCUGGAUUAAUUCUAGCUAGUGUCUCCUCAUUAUGUCCUUCCGUCUUUCGGCACUACCUUCAUUUCGGAAAGGAUCCUAUCCCGCAUGAAGAAGACGCCUAUGAAAGAGCCCGAAUUCUUCUCGAAAGCCAAAACUCCAUGGCCCCCCCUGAAUCUCAAAACGAUACCAUACAUAACACAGCGGUGGGGAUUAGCGCAGAAUCUUUACGGAUGUUGCAUUCGCCACCCGAUCGCAAGCCCAAAAUGAUUAAUGAGUGCUUCGAGGAGCUUUCUUCAGUUGUAGGCAUUCGGUUGAAACACGGCGACGGUAGGUUUAACGCAGUUGACCAAACCAACUUGUGGGCAUCGUGGCAAGAAAUGGUUCAUGGAAUUACCUUCAAGCGUGAGGAUAUUCCCCUUCUCCGCAAAAUAUAUCUCCGAUGGUUGGGCAAGUCCAGAAUAUCCCUGUCACAAGAUGCUGAACAAGCCCUUCAGAGGGUCAACAAAGAUCUACGUGGUGGCAAGCAACUGAGCUUUGAAGCUUGA